CGGCACGGUACCAUAAAACGCGACUGCUUAGUCUGGCAAAUGGCCACAACGGUGACUAGCUGUACACUAGUGCAAUCGCUCGUCCCCAGUGCGCUUGCGCAAGGAAAUAUCAGUUCAUUCGCCUUAACCCCGCUGCCAUCAGAGGGUUGUUUGGGCCAGCAUGCGGCUACUACAUUAGCGUCUAUGGGUAAGGCUGCGUUAUCCGUAGCGCCGCGAAAUCGAUUCCUAGAUAGGGUCUGAUCAUCCAUGGUGAUGAUGAAAGAGGCACUGCAGUGCCAGGGAAAUGCGGACGAUGUCAUCUGCAUCAAGUCGCAAGAAUAGCCUACUUGUCGUAU
Messenger RNA from Cucurbitaria berberidis CBS 394.84, 335 nucleotides. RefSeq lists its product as uncharacterized. Lineage: Eukaryota; Fungi; Ascomycota; Dothideomycetes; Pleosporales; Cucurbitariaceae. The record is from RefSeq and is a predicted model, not a curated record. The coding region runs from base 40 to 240 and encodes 66 amino acids. The transcript has a single exon.